Messenger RNA from Zygotorulaspora mrakii, 1737 nucleotides. RefSeq names its product transcription factor TFIIIB subunit BDP1 (gene BDP1). The transcript has a single exon. Gene Ontology annotation, cellular component: transcription factor TFIIIB complex. The record is from RefSeq and is a predicted model, not a curated record. Gene Ontology annotation, molecular function: TFIIIC-class transcription factor complex binding; RNA polymerase III general transcription initiation factor activity. The coding region runs from base 1 to 1737 and encodes 578 amino acids. Gene Ontology annotation, biological process: transcription by RNA polymerase III; RNA polymerase III preinitiation complex assembly. NCBI's taxonomy places the organism in Eukaryota, Fungi, Ascomycota, Saccharomycetes, Saccharomycetales, Saccharomycetaceae.
AUGAGUAGUGUAGUUAACAAAAGUGGUGUUAGGUUUACUCCUAAGACGAGGCAGCGUCGGCUACUGACAACUGCGAGAACAGUACAGCCUUCAAUAGUUGCGAACGAAGAAAGAUCACAGGCAGACAAGAGUGGUGAUGGUAACGAAAACGAGGACACGGCUGUGGAAACUCGAGAAACAGUCAGUCAAAAUGCGCAUGAUGCGAGCGCUGACGAAGAUGAGGGCGAUGAGGAAGACGAAGAUGAUAACGAUACAUAUGUGGCAGAUACGAAAUUAGGACCUCUAGAAAAGCUCGACGGCACACAUAUUAAUGCAAAACUUAAAGUUCCUUCCACUGUAAGUUCUAGUAGCCGACGUCGACACUCAAGUAGACUGGACUCUCUUGGCGGUGCAACAAGUGCGAAGCCAUUAUUCAAACCAGGAUUCAACGAGCCUUCGAUAGGUAAUGAUGGAAGGAGAUUAUCCACAAUCUCAAAUUCAACGACAAGAAAGGUUAGACUCAGCAGUAUAUCAGAAAAAGAUGUAGCCCUGCAAGCACUAAAACGAAGUAGAAUGUCGGCCAGAACGUCGAUUUCGAAAAAGUCUGGCUCUGCUCAUAGAAUCAGUAUAGUAUCUAGGAUGAGUUCACCUGAUGCAAAUGUGCACACAGCUACGGCAGUACCGAAAUCGGAGGGUAAGAAAGAGUCAUCCGCAGAUCUUUUCCAAAGAACAGAUAGCUUAUAUGAAAAAUACACAAUAAAAAAUCUUCAAGAAAUACCCAAAAAUAUUCAAGACUUCGAUUCUAACCGUUAUACCUUAGAUGAAGAAGAGUUUACGAUGGCGGAGCUAUGUAAACCCAAACUUCCGAUUGGUGAGCCAUCUGAGAAUUUUGAAAGAGCUAAACAGGCUUGUAAAGCCAAGAUCGAGAAGAGGAAACUGCGUCGAGAACUAAGGCACAAGGCCCGAUUGGAGUUUAAGUCUUUAAAGUCUUUGCGUAAGGAGGAACAAGAAAAAGAACUAGAGGAACGUAAAAAGGCAACAGAAAAGCUUCUUAAUAGUGAUGUUCCUGAGAGCCAAGGUUCACAUGCGGCUAUCCAAUUAAAGAUGGGGCCAGAUGGUAAAUUGAUCGUUGACGAAGACUCCACGGUCGUAGAUAGACAUAAAAAUGCCAGUAUGGAAAACGCACAUAAGCAAAAACUUGAUGAGAACCCUUUUGAAAAUUUGUACAACUCAGCUACCUAUGGUAGAAAUGCCUACACUGAUCCAUGGACGACCGAGGAGUUGAUAAAAUUUUACAAAGCAUUAUCUAUGUGGGGGACUGACUUUAAUCUCAUUGCGCAAUUAUUCCCUUACAGAACGAGGAAGCAGGUGAAGGCGAAGUUUGUAAACGAAGAAAGAAAACACACUAUUAUCGUGGAACUGGCGUUACAAUCAAAGCUACCCCCUGACUUUGAGCAGUACUGUAUAGACACGAAGAAAGAAAUUGGUACGGUUUCUGAAUUCAACGAAAGGUUGAAUGAAUUGAAAGUGAAACACGAGGAACAUUUGAGGGCUAUUGAUGCGGCAAAGGCAAAUGCCAAAGAAGAAGAUUUGAAGAGCUUCAAGCUAAGUGAUGGUGAUGAUUCAAAAAAGAAAACUUCCGGUGGUUUCACGAGAGACCAACUGAAAGUCUAUAGAAAGUCUGAAAUCGUAUUGGGAACAAUCGAGGAGAAGAGGAAACAGGCUAUCAAGGAAGCUGAAGAAUAUGCUAUGGGUUAG